Messenger RNA from Misgurnus anguillicaudatus (oriental weatherfish), 1190 nucleotides. RefSeq names its product OAF homolog b (Drosophila) (gene oafb). The record is from RefSeq and is a predicted model, not a curated record. Lineage: Eukaryota; Metazoa; Chordata; Actinopteri; Cypriniformes; Cobitidae.
UUUAACCAACAAAAAAUAAGCGCAUUCGUGUUUCCCCGAGUUGCAUGUGAAACAUUUGGUACGAGGCGCAGAUGGAAAUGAAAGUCAUUAGUUCUCCAAACAGGAAUUUCCACUCGCUGUUCGCCGUUUUAUCACUUUGAAUAAGUAAUUUACGCCGUCGUUAUGUCCCUUUGUUGUGUGAAAUGAUCUCGAGUGUUUGUAAUGUACGCAAGUUUGCCAUUCCCGUCGUGUUUACGCUGUUGUUAUCGCUAAGCGUUUGUUCAGAGUUGAGGGUGCUCGUUCGUCUGAAUGAUGGGAAAAUAACUGAGGAGAUCUUAGAGGCAGACAGCGAGAAAGACAUCAUAAAAGUCGAGUUCAAACAGCGAGACGGGACUCUCAUCACAUUCCUGUCGGAUUUCAAGCGUCAUGUGAAGAUCUUUCGUGCAUUGGUCCUCGGGGAGCCAGAGAGAGGUCAGACACAGUAUCAGGCCCUGUGCUUCAUCUCCCGAUUGGAUCAUGGAGAGCUCAUCCCCAGUCAUGCCAUGGCCAGACUCCGACAGAAAAACCCUCACGUGGUGCGGAGUGCAGAGGAGGUGCAUGGAGUGGAACGGCUCAGUAUGAACGCGGUGGUCAAUAUGAGUAUUUCGUGGCACCUCAGUACUCACAUCCGAAAUGUCUGCAGGGAAGCACAGGACCUCGUGUACACACGGCAGCAAGAUGUCAAGCACUGGCUGGACAGAGGGGUCGAGGCCUCAAUAUUUAAGGUGCUUCCACAGAGUCUGGAUGUCAAUGGCUUACAGAGCUGCAACUCCACAACCGACCCAUGGCAGCCCUGUGCCUGCAGUUACAAGUUAAACCUGGAGUGGUUCCCCUGCCAGCUUAAGUACUGUCGGGGUCAGGGGUCAAGUCCCUACAAGUGUGGCAUUAAGAGUUGCAGCAAAGGCUACCAGUUUGACUUCUACACACCUCAUAAACAGUUGUGCCUUUGGGACGAAGACUCUUUGUAGUACAAAAUGGUACUUUUUUAGGAAAAAUUGAAUUUUUAAGCAAACAAAAACAAAUGUGUUUAUAUCUGUAUUUACAGAAAAAAACAUGAAAAUCACACACUUUUCACAUGUUAUGUUUUUGUGUAUGUGAAAUUCAAGUGGGUUUUCUGUAAAAUGUACUUUAUCACAUACUGUAUUUGUGAAUAAAACAAAAGUAUUAUUUCA